UGUUAAGGAUUCUUACAGGUUACAAAAAUGGCAUUUUCGUUGCUGGUCGUAAACAGUAAAACCUAAAAAGCUCCAAUACAGCGGGACCCCAUUUUAAGAGUGUGGAGAGGGGCUGUCUUGCGGAUCUGGACACAAGCAAUUCCAAUGUUUGUUUCCAUGUAAAUAUCCACGCUUUGCACAAGUCUGGCUCUGAGAUUUGGAGGGUGCUGUUAAAUUAAGUCGUGAAAGCCGCCAGGAGAAUCCGCAAAGGAAAGGAUCAUUGUAACUUUGAAAAGUUGAAUACAACAUGCUAUCUGUUUGGAUCCUGACUUUCAAAUCCACCCCUCUCUCUGUCUCUUCCCCCACCCCUGCGGAUCAGAGAGGACUGCAUGAGAAGAACAUUUGUCAUUUGCAGGGAACUGGCUGCUCACAGCUAACGGGACUCCCGCCUCCACCGCAUGCCCUUACAUUCAGCUAUUAGUUGGAUAUUGAUCCGCUUUGCAAUUUGCCAGGCUCAGACUGCAAACCGGCCGGCGGGCCGUGCGAUAAACCAUGCCACCAAUGCUUUCCGCCACUAACUCAACAAAACAUUACGCCAUUAAUUGAUACAUUUCCGUACGGCAAGCGAGAGAGCUCAGUCAGCAGCACAUGGCUCGGCUCCAGUAAACAGCAGCAGCAGCAGCAUCUGAGAAAAGACUGCGUUUGUUUCCUCAAGUCGGUUGUCUCGCAGAAGGCAUCACCAGAGUACCAAGUACAUCUGAACUGAUUUCCAGCCCCCCUCCCCUCCCCACCCCCUCCACACAGGCACAGCAAGCUGUGGCGGGAUUUCCCCGGAGCUGGUAUAUUGACAAUUUCUGUGUUAUUUCAAGAAAGGGAGCAGCACUGUUCUAAACAGGCGGGUGUACAGCAAAACCCUUACCCGGCCGAGAUGACAGCGGAGAAAGCGAUUCCUAUAAUCAAUGGGAAGCCAGACGAUGCGAUGGACACCGAGGCAUCGAACGUCAAUUUAGUUCGUACCAACGACAAGAAAGUGUCAGACAGAGGCCAAUGGAAUAACAAAAUCGAAUUUGUCUUGUCUGUGGCUGGGGAGAUCAUUGGAUUAGGAAAUGUGUGGCGAUUCCCAUACCUCUGUUACAAGAACGGAGGCGGGGCCUUUCUUAUUCCAUAUGUGAUAUUUUUCAUCGGCUGCGGCAUACCGGUGUUUUUCCUGGAGACGGCACUGGGCCAGUAUACCAGCGAGGGAGGAAUAACGUGCUGGCGGAAAGUUUGUCCGCUUUUUGAAGGUAUCGGGUAUGCUACUCAAGUGAUUGAAGCACAUUUGAAUGUGUUUUAUAUCAUUGUUUUGGCCUGGGCCAUAUUUUACCUGUUCAACUGCUUUACAACUGAACUCCCUUGGGCUACCUGUGGACAUACUUGGAACACAGGAAACUGUGUAGAGUUUCAGAAGCUGAAUUCCACCAACUGUAGUCACACAGCUGUGCCAAAUGCAACUUCACCUGUCAUUGAGUUCUGGGAACGUAGAGUGCUUGGAUUAUCAAGUGGAAUUGACCACAUUGGAAGCGUACGAUGGGAACUGGCUCUUUGUCUUCUUGCUGCUUGGAUUAUCUGUUAUUUCUGCAUUUGGAAGGGACCAAAGUCCACUGGAAAGGUGGUGUAUGUAACAGCAACAUUCCCCUAUCUGAUGCUGCUGGUUUUAUUGAUUCGAGGAGUGACUCUACCUGGAGCUGGAGAGGGAAUAAAGUUUUACCUUUACCCAGACAUCUCACGUCUGUCGGAUCCUCAGGUCUGGCUGGAUGCUGGCACCCAGAUUUUCUUCUCAUAUGCAAUUUGCCUUGGAUGUUUGACUGCAUUAGGAAGCUAUAAUCCCUAUCAUAACAAUUGUUACAGGGAUUGUGUAAUGCUAUGCUGCCUCAACAGUGGCACCAGCUUUGUUGCUGGUUUUGCUAUUUUCUCUGUGUUAGGAUUCAUGGCUUUUGAACAAGGAGUGCCAAUAGCAGAAGUAGCUGAAUCAGGUCCUGGUCUGACAUUUAUUGCUUAUCCGAAAGCUGUCACAAUGAUGCCUCUUGCACCACUGUGGGCUGUUCUUUUCUUUUUGAUGCUCAUUUUCCUUGGACUGGACAGUCAGUUUGUCUGCAUGGAAAGUCUGGUAACAGCUAUAAUAGACAUGUAUCCUAAGGUAUUCCGUGUAGGAUACAGAAGAGAACAGCUGAUUUGCAUUAUUGCAAUUGUGUCAUAUUUGAUUGGAUUAAUAAUGGUAACAGAGGGAGGAAUGUACGUUUUCCAGCUCUUCGAUGCAUAUGCUUCAAGUGGCAUGUGUCUUCUCUUUGUGGCCAUUUUUGAGUGCAUUUGUAUAGGAUGGGCCUAUGGAAGCAAUAGAUUCUAUGACAAUAUUGAAGACAUGAUUGGGUACAGGCCAUUCAUUUUAAUUAAAUGGUGCUGGAAUUUCAUCACUCCUGGUAUAUGUUCAGCAAUUUUCAUUUUCUUCAUUGUGAGAUAUAAACCACUUAAAUAUAACAACACCUAUGUCUAUCCAGACUGGGGUUACGCUCUAGGAUGGGCUCUGGCUCUUUCUUCCAUGAUUUGUAUACCUCUAGGAUUUAUCUUCAAACUAUGGAACACUGAAGGAACUUUUCUACAGAGAAUUAAAAAGCUUACAACUCCCAGUCCAGACUUACGACGAAAAGGAGUGGGAUCGUCCCAUAUGGAGACAUGCUGUAGCACAAUUAAUGACUAUGACAGUAAACUUAAAGGUGAUGGACGCAUUCCUGCCAUCACAGAGAAGGAGACACACUUCUGAAGAAAUUCCCCGGUCUCUUUUUUUUAAAAAAAGGUACAAGGAAGCAAGAUGAUAUACUUAAUUAUAGAGGCCUGCUUGUUUUGCACAAACCUUAUUAUUAACAUGUUAAUUCAAAAUUAAGCAUUAUAUCCUUGUUUUAAAAGUGACUUUUUAAUGAUUGUGUAAGUAACUGAUUAUAUAUAGUACUUGAUAUUAGUGAGCCCAUGUAAUAGUGUGACACUGGUAAAUAUUUUAUAGAAAUUCUAGUCUGGAAUCAAUGUAUAAUGUGUUGUAAAACUUUUCUACUUGGAACUCUUUUUCAUUAUGGAAGGCACAGUGUUUAUUAGACAUUCUUGCUCAUCUGUGAGUAUGAAAAAGGCCAUUCCAAGUCAUACUGCAUGUUUGUGGAGUCAUUAUUUUUGAGCCUCCUACCUAUAUUCAUUUGGUAGGUACAACAAAAGCCUCCGAUGUUAAGGAGGCACAUUAAAUACAGUACUUCAGCUGUCACUUCUGAAUCAUUUUUGAUGGAAUUUAUUAUUUAAAAUCUUUUAAAUUUACAAUAUUUCUAUAGAUGCGACUUUCGUCACUUGUAUAUUUUCCCUAACCAAAGUCCCUUAUGCAUACAUAUUUGAUUGGUGAGGUCCAAAAUACAUUACUAAAGCUCUCUGCUUGUAAAUGUCUGCUAUUGAUAUUGAAUAACCUACUACUGAUACCUUUAAAAAAAAUUUCAACUUUCCUGUUAUUUUCUCAGACAAAUAUUCAAGAAAUUUUUGGGGGGGUAAUUGGAUCUUUUUAGUUUCUGUGAAGAUGUUUUUGGUACAUAGUAAGGUUAAGUAAUCAUCCCUUUUAAAAAAGAAUUUGCAGUAUUAGGUUUGGUGCCAAGUUUUUUCACACACUGGAGAGUUCUGUGGCACAAAAUAUUAAUCUCUGCUUAGUCAUCAUUUUUAAAGAUAAAAAUAAAAUUAUCAAUUUACCUCAAAGCUGUUCACUUUUUUUAUGGAAUUGAUAUCUAGCCUGGAGCUAUGGAACAGAAAGGUAUCGUUAUAUGUGUUGCUGCAAAUAAUAUUUCAAAGGAGAUCAAAAAUCAAGAAAUCAGAGAUCAAUGUCAUUCCUGUGUAAAGUAGAUGUAAGCUGCUUGAGGGUGCUGGAAUCAGAAUGCAGUCUUUAAACAGCUCAGUCUAAAUAGUUCAACUGCUUACCGGGAUCAACGAAUUUGGGAAGGAACAGAGUUUGACUCACUUAUUUGCUCCCCCACAUAAUUUCACGACAUCUGUCAUCUGUUUUCCUCUGUUAAAAGUGUCUUAAGUAGGACCAUCUGGAUUGAAUACCAAAAAAGGGCAGGAUGGAUGAUACAGGUUUUCCUGAUGCAAACCUCAGCUAUCUCCUUGAGAAAGUUAAAUGAAAGGAUACAACGUUCCUUGGUGUCCAAAGCAACAAGCGGCCCAGGAAAGAUCCUUAUUAUACCUUAGAGGUUGGUGGCAUUGAUGCCAAAUGCCAGCCCUCUUACUCCAGGACUAUUGCAAUACAUUUCAUUUGUGCAUAAAAUUAACUCCCUUAUGUCUUUCUUAUACACCUGAGCACUAUUAAAGUAAUACUUGUACAAUUAAAUCUUCACAAUGUAACAUAGGGAAGUAGGUGUUGCAAUUCAGCAGUUUGUGCUAUCCUUAUCCAGCUACACUAGUGGGAAUCACUUACAGGCACAUUACAAAUGCUCCUCCCUCCACAUCAUCUGACUCAAACCCCAAUAUUCUUACUUUUCUGUCUCCCAUGUCACUUGUCACCAAUUUCUCAAUUGCCAUCCUUCCCUUCAUUUACCUUAUCCCCUUGCUGGAGACUUGAAGACGUAAAACUGAACAAGGACAGAUCACUUCAGACAAGCCCAGAUCGACCCUGCCUGUCCUUCCUCAGACUUAUCCCCUCCUCACACCUCAACUUCACAAGCUUCAAAAUCUCCCCUUCCCCUACCGCAUCCCAAAACCAGCCCAGCUCAUCCCCACCUUUCUAACCUACCCCCUAAUCCCACCUCAAGCCCCACCAACAUCUCCUACCUACUAACCUCAUCCCACCCCUUUGACCUGUCCAUCCUCCCUGGACAGACCUAUCUCCUCCCUACCUCCCCACCUACACUCACCUUUACUGGCUCCAUUCCCACUUUUUUCCUUGACUGGUCUAUCUCCUCUCCACCUAUCUUCUCCUCUAUCCAUCUUCUAGCCGCCUCCCCCUCCCUCCCUAUUUAUUUCAGAACCCCCUUCCCCUCCCCCAUUUCUGAAGAAGGGUCUAGGCCCGAAAUGUUAGCUUUCCUGCUCCUAUGAUGCUGCUUGCUCAUGCUGUGUCCAUCCAGCUCUACACCUUGUUAUCUCAGAUUCUCCAGCAUCUGCAGUUCCUACUAUCUCUCAUUUCAGUCAUAUUUCCACCUUAAACCACCUAAUCUCACACAAUGAAUAUGAUGGAUCUCAUCAAGAGUAACUCUGUUCUUGCCACAAAAUGUUGGUGGCACAAUGCCAGAGCCAGGAUAGUGACUUAAUAUCCAAGUUGUCAGUUUGCUAUCUCUAUAACAGGAGACUUUACCUCAUGGUUAAUUUUGAUGGCGAAUGAUAGCAGAUUGAAAUACACCCAGGGAUCCUGGGCAAAAAUCUCCUGUUUCAUGUUCCACUGUCAUAGGUUCUCCAUUCAGAAUAAGACCUGCAUUAUUUGCUUUUUUAGCUGUCAGUCAGUGGAAUGUGAUAACAUUUAGUGAAUAUGUGGCACUGGUUUAUAUAUAGAUAUAACAGGGAUUGGGAAAUGAGUGAGGAUGUUUCUAUUAGAGCUGAAUUUAUGGCUUUGGAGACAGUGGUCUCCAGAGUUCAUAGCUUUUCACCUCAAAGCAAGUUCAAAGAAGCAUCACAGCAACGUUCGGGCUAGAGAUUGGUCAGUCAAGCAUGAGCAACAACUGCCAUGUGAAAUUCUAGUCACCAACUCUCCUUGGCUGCAGCGGGAGAGAGAUCUUUUUCGUUUCAGGUACCAAGGCAGUGUGUGAUAAACUGCUUGGAAGCUAGACUGUUCGAGAUCCUGGAGGAUUAUUGGACAUACUGGGAGUUUACAGUCCAGGGCCAAACUUCUUUUUAUUGUACAAUAGACUUCCCAAGAUAAACAGGAUGGCUUUGAAAGUUGUACUUUGACCAUUUAUGUUUCAUAGCCUAACAUCUUAUAAGUGAUCUUGCAGGAAAAUAAGUGGCAGUUAUGUCAUGAAGCCUCAUUUGAGAAAAGUAGUUUUGGAAUAAGCAUUUACAACAGUUUAAAUGUAUUGACAGUUUUCAGAUGAUUUGUGAAUUAACACGUCAUGAGACCUUAUCUGUGACAUGAACCUUUGAUGUAGAUGUAAAAUUCUUAUGUAUAAAGAAACAGAGUUUUCAAUAGUUUUCAGCAAGCUCAAGAGAUAUGGAAAGCGAACAGCUGCUGUUUCUUGCGUUGUAUAACAAUAAACAAUGUUCCAUUGACUCUG
This is a messenger RNA of Stegostoma tigrinum, 6236 nucleotides long. RefSeq names its product solute carrier family 6 member 11b (gene slc6a11b). The transcript is spliced from 15 exons. Gene Ontology annotation, cellular component: membrane. The record is from RefSeq and is a predicted model, not a curated record. Gene Ontology annotation, biological process: sodium ion transmembrane transport. Bases 908 to 2776 code for a protein of 622 amino acids. NCBI's taxonomy places the organism in Eukaryota, Metazoa, Chordata, Chondrichthyes, Orectolobiformes, Stegostomatidae.